This is a messenger RNA of Necator americanus (New World hookworm), 696 nucleotides long. RefSeq lists its product as uncharacterized. The coding region runs from base 1 to 696 and encodes 231 amino acids. Lineage: Eukaryota; Metazoa; Nematoda; Chromadorea; Rhabditida; Ancylostomatidae. The transcript has 6 exons. The record is from RefSeq and is a predicted model, not a curated record.
AUGGGAACUGGAGGGAGCAUUAUAAAAGUCACACAUUGCGGAAGCGGAUGGCGUCGAAUAUAUUUCUUACGAACUUCAAAUCUUCCUGGGCUCGACAAUGUUGCUAUGAAUGAAUGCCCAGUUUGCGGCGCAGCUAGAAGUAGAAUGGAAAGGCAUCUUGUCGACGUUAAUGGAUUUUCGCAAGACCAAAUUGCGGAAUAUAAGGCUCAGAAGAAGAGCCGAAGAAUUAGCGCAUCGGGAAAGCCAAUACACAACUGCGACUACUGCGAUGCCACGUUCAACAGUGAAUAUGCGUCAGUCCGCGAGUCUCUCUUCAAAGUGAUGAGAAACCCAACGGCAGCCACGCGAAUGGGUUUGGAGCAGGCGGAAAGCAAGUUGAAGGAAUUCCGUAAAAUGAUAGACGAUUUGGCAGGGAAUGUUGAAGAGAGCGAGAAUAAUGUUCGCCUGGCUCGCCGUCCAGAAGUGCCUCCGGUCGGCCGUCCUCAAACGCUAACUCCUAUACGGAAGCUGCACAAGCGCGCACAUCUACGCAAAGAAGAACAGGCUAAACGGAAGCCAACGCUGGAUAUCCCCGACUGCGCGCAAGACGAGAGGGACGCGUGUGCUUGUCCAACAUGCGAAGAUUGGAUGCAUACUGAAUGCAUCAACAACGUUUGCCCUCGAGAUGGUACCGACCUGGAAAGGAAUGAUGUGUAG